This is a messenger RNA of Nasonia vitripennis (jewel wasp), 1885 nucleotides long. RefSeq lists its product as uncharacterized. The record is from RefSeq and is a predicted model, not a curated record. The transcript has 2 exons. The coding region runs from base 520 to 1776 and encodes 418 amino acids. NCBI's taxonomy places the organism in Eukaryota, Metazoa, Arthropoda, Insecta, Hymenoptera, Pteromalidae.
AACAUUUGCAUUAUAGGUAGAGGUUGGUUCUGUGUUAUAUAACAGUUUUUAUUUAUAAUUCGAAGUAUUUUCUUCUGUAUACCUUGAAUUAAAUUCAAAUAAUUGUUAUAAGCCCCACCCCAUACAAUUAUACCAUAGUUUGUAAUACUUUGAAAGAAGGCAUAAUAUAUAGUAACAUUAGCGUUUUACUAUCCAUAACUUUCUUUAGCUUCGCAAAAAUAAAGAUUAAAUAUCUUGUUGAUUUUAUAAUAUAAGUUAUGUGCUUAUUCUUAUAUUAUAUUAAUUCUAAAUAUCUAUAACUACUCUAUUUAUUAGAUUACGUUGCUUAUUUUCUGGUUUUUGAAUUUACAUUUAACGAUUCUUAUCUACGUACUUCUGCGUGGUUCGUGGCCACCUCGCAAAUAGCGCCAGCACAGGCCGUCAGUUUGUCGCGAUAGAUGCUUUGAAAGGCUUCAGUUGUAGCGAUUUCAUUGUUUAAAAAAUAAUCACACAUUUGUAUUUUGCAAUAAAAUCCAAAAAAUGUCGUCUCAAAAGAAAGAUAAAAGUACAGGAGUGGAAUACCAUUGCAAAGAAUUAGAACGCCUUUUACGAAAGAAGUUGGGCGAAGAGUUAGUUCUCGUGAAUUAUAAAGCCGACAAUUUAAUUGCUUUGGGAGAAAACUUUGGCAGCAAAAUAUUGAAAAUCGAUGCAAAAAUACAGCUGUCAAAAAACUCUAAAACAGAAAAUCUCUACAUGAUUGUGAAAACAGUAAUGGAAACGGAUUACGAAGUGGACUGGACGACGUUGCUUCGGAAAGAAAUAUUUAUGUACACGUACAUUAUUACUCAGUAUGAAAAAAUCGAAGUACAGAGAGGUUUGAAGAGGGGACUCGAAAUUAAGAGCAUUGUUCCGACCUUGUAUGGCCAUCGUAUGUCCUUGGAUGAAAAUCGCAGUACAGCAGAUCAGGAUGCGCUGAUUUUACUCGGAAAUCUCACAGUUCAAGGAUACUACGUCGGGGAUAAGAAAAUCGGUUUAGACUUGGAGCACUCGAUCUUAACCCUAAAGUCUCUGGCCAAAUUUCACGCGUUUGGUCUAGCAGCUAAACGUCAGUAUCCAUCAGACUUCGAUCUGAUCAAAGUGCAGUCCGACCUAGUAGGUUUCGGCAGUCGGGCCCUAGAAGUCGGUUAUGCCGGCAUCCUGAAUUUAUUUAAGACCAACCCACUGUUCGAACAAUACUCGGAUCGCAUCGAGGCCAUAGCCACCUGUCGAAAGGACGUUUGGGACGUUAACCCGGUGAGCCACGAGCCCUGGACCACAAUCAUUCACGGUGACUUCUGGACCAACAACAUCAUGUUCCACAAGGACGAGCUAGGUCGGCUGGACGACCUAAAGUUCAUUGACUUCCAAACCUAUCGGUUCGCCGAUGUCUUCGUCGAUCUGGUUUACUUUCUCGGCACGAGUCUCAACGACGAGGUGGUCUCGAAGCAUUUCGACGAGAUGAUCGACGUGUAUUACGUGGAGCUUGUCUCGGUUUUGAGAGAUUUGAAGGUUGACCUGCUGGAUUUCGAAAGGAAGAAGUUCGACGAGGGGUUCAAGAAGGACGCAGGUAUGGAGAUUUUGCGCUGCGCGGUGGCGUUGAAUUUUUUCAAUUCUGAUGUAGACGAGAACGCCACUGAAGAAGAUCGUUUGGAACUAUUUGACAAGCUGAUCAAGUGCAGGAGCGUUAGCGAACAGUUUUCGAAGAAGCUGUUGCGUGUACUGCAGAUUUACGAGGAAAAAGGCUGGCUCCAUUAUUGACUCUGGCAGGAAGAGAAGACAACCCCCUUUUUAUAAUUGUGAUGAUCUUAUAUACAUAUAUACAUUAUUAUAUUUUACAGGUCACAAAUAAAAUUUAUCAUUAUUUUUA